AUGCUAUGUUUGCUCUCAAUGUUCCAAGAAUGGUCUGUCUCCCCAGCCUUAAAAUCCUCCAUCUUGAUAAAAUUGUGUUUACAGAUGGUGGCUCAACUAAGAGGCUCGUUUCAGGCUGCCCUGUGCUUGAGGAUUUGGUGUUAAUAGCAUGUUAUUGGGAAGAUCAUAAUUUUAAUGUUUUUAACAUUUCAGCUCUUUCACUCAAGAGUUUGACUAUUCAUAGCGACAUUCGGAACUACAAGUUUGUGUUUAAUACGCCAAAUCUUCAGUAUCUUCAGUACUUUGAUUACGUAGCAGCAGAAGGGUAUUCGAUGGAUAAUUUCAAUUCUCUGGUUGACGCGGACAUCAAAUUGAUGUCAAACAUCGAAUAUGGAAUAGGAGGCAGCAUUAUUGGUGAUAAAUCUGUAGAAGAAGUUAAUGUAGUGAAAUUUCUUGGAGGAAUAUCUAAAGUGCAGCGGCUUUAUUUUCAUUCCGACUCCAUAGAGGCACUUCAUGGGUGCUCACUCCCAAAUUUUUAUCAUUUGACUUAUUUGGAGCUGGGUGUGCUUGAUGAGGGUGAUACUGAUGGAUGGGAAUUGCUUCCUGAAUUGCUUGAGCGCGCACCAAAACUGGAAACCCUUGUUUGUAAGGAACUUCUAUACCAUGGACAUGAUUGCUAUACAAAGCACCAAUUUCGCUGGCAUACACCAAGUAUUGUGCCAUCUUGUUUGUUGUUCCACCUCAAGGUAAUUGAAAUUAGGUACUUUUAUGGGACGAGUGACGAACUGAAAAUGGCCGGGUAUUUCUUGAAGAAUGCUAAAGUUUUGAAGAGAUUCGUAAUACGUUCCGCUAGGGAUCAACAGUCAAAGAUUUGCAAUACGUUGUUGGGGCUACAUAAGUGAUCAAAGACUUGCCGACUUGAGGUGACUUGAUUUGAUUGCAAUAGGCGCAAGAGUUUUGCAGAGGAUGUCAUGACCAUCUAAAUAUUUUUGGCUGUGAUUCAAAUUAUGUUUUGCAUUUCAGUUUGCUUCCAGAACCUCAAAUGCUUUGUUUUGUAAUGUUCCAUGGAGGGCCAUGAAUGCUUUAAACACUAUUGUCUGUAAUUUUUUUGUAUGCAAACAUUAAGUAUAUC
Molecule: messenger RNA, 1111 nt
Organism: Cornus florida
Lineage: Eukaryota; Viridiplantae; Streptophyta; Magnoliopsida; Cornales; Cornaceae
Product: putative FBD-associated F-box protein At3g50710
Exons: 3
Coding region: 6-881 (291 amino acids)
Source: RefSeq, a predicted model, not a curated record